Molecule: messenger RNA, 3357 nt
Organism: Acanthochromis polyacanthus (spiny chromis)
Lineage: Eukaryota; Metazoa; Chordata; Actinopteri; Pomacentridae
Gene: tars1
Product: threonyl-tRNA synthetase 1
Exons: 19
Coding region: 112-2286 (724 amino acids)
Biological process (GO): threonyl-tRNA aminoacylation
Cellular component (GO): cytoplasm
Molecular function (GO): ATP binding; threonine-tRNA ligase activity
Source: RefSeq, a predicted model, not a curated record
AGAAUAUCCGGGAGACGUCAUCAGCCCUCACCGGCACCGUGACAGCCCGCAGCACGGACACAUCACACCGGCUAAAGUUAUCUCCGAAAGUGGGGUAGCUUUUUACUUGUCAUGGCUGAACAGACUGUCGUGGAGAAAAUGAGCGAAUUGCAAGUGAACGAAGGCAACAAGGGUGGAGCUGAAAGUGGUAAAGAUGGUGGAAAGAAGAAGGCUAAAAAUGCUGCUGGGGACUCUGGAGGCAGGGCAGAGCUGUCGCCGGCUCCUCAAUACAUUGAUGAGCGUCUGACUUUGUACACAAAGUUGAAGGCUGAGCAUGACGCUCUGAUGGCAGAGAGGGCUGCAAAGGAUAGCAAACCUAUCAAGGUGACCCUGCCCGAUGGAAAGGUGGUGGAGGCUGAGUCCUGGAAGACCACACCAUACCAGGUGGCCUGUGGAAUCAGCCAAGGCCUGGCUGACAACACUGUGAUCGCCAAAGUAAACAACGGCGUGUGGGACCUGGACAGACCUUUGGAAGAUGACUGCAGCCUUCAGUUGCUCAAAUUUGAUGAUGAAGAAGCUCAAGCUGUUUACUGGCACUCCAGUGCCCACAUCCUGGGUGAGGCCAUGGAGAAGGUGUAUGGAGGCUGCCUCUGCUAUGGACCCCCCAUCGAGAACGGCUUCUACUAUGAUAUGUUCCUGGAGAACAAUGAGGGUGUAUCAAGCAACGACUUCCCCUGUCUGGAGAACUUGUGCAAGAAAAUCAUCAAAGAGAAGCAGCCAUUUGAGAGGCUGGAGAUAAAGAAGGAAACACUGUUGGAAAUGUUCAAGUACAACAAGUUUAAGUGCCGCAUUCUGAAUGAGAAAGUCACCACUCCAACUACCACAGUUUAUAGAUGUGGUCCUUUGAUUGACUUGUGCCGGGGCCCCCAUGUGAGACACACCGGAAAAAUCAAGGCACUUAAGAUCCACAAGAAUUCUUCUACAUACUGGGAGGGAAAGGCAGACAUGGAAACCCUCCAGAGGAUCUAUGGAAUCUCCUUUCCUGACCCCAAAAUGCUCAAAGAGUGGGAGAAGUUUCAGGAGGAGGCCAGGAACAGAGAUCACCGCAAACUGGGCCGGGAACAGGACCUGUUCUUCUUCCAUGACCUGAGUCCAGGGAGCUGCUUCUUCUUGCCUAAGGGGGCCUUCAUCUACAACACCCUAAUUGAGUUCAUCAGAAGUGAGUACAGGAAGAGAGGUUUCCAGGAGGUGGUGACGCCUAACAUCUACAACAUCAAACUUUGGCAGACCUCUGGGCAUUGGCAGCAUUACAGCGAGAACAUGUUCAUGUUUGAGGCUGAGAAGGAGACCUUUGCCCUCAAGCCCAUGAACUGCCCUGGACAUUGUCUGAUGUUUGAUCACCGGCCUCGCUCCUGGAGAGAGUUGCCCAUUCGCAUGGCCGACUUUGGCGUACUGCACAGGAACGAGCUGUCAGGAGCCUUGACUGGUCUCACCCGUGUCCGCCGCUUCCAGCAGGAUGAUGCUCAUAUCUUCUGCUCCAUGGACCAGAUUGAGGAGGAGAUCAAGGGCUGCCUGGACUUCCUGAGGACUGUCUAUGACGUGUUUGGCUUCACUUUCAAACUCAACCUUUCCACAAGACCAGAGAAGUUCCUGGGAGACUCGGCAAUCUGGGACCAAGCGGAGAAGCAACUGGAGAACAGCUUGAAUGACUUUGGAGAGAAAUGGGUUCUCAACCCGGGCGAUGGCGCUUUCUACGGACCCAAGAUCGACAUUCAGAUAAAGGAUGCCAUUGGUCGAUACCAUCAGUGUGCCACAAUACAGCUUGAUUUCCAGCUACCAAUUCGCUUCAAUCUCACCUUUGUCAGCCACGAUGGUGACGAUAAGAAGAGACCCGUGAUCAUCCACAGAGCCAUCCUGGGAUCAGCAGAGAGGAUGAUCGCUAUUCUGACUGAAAACUACGGAGGCAAAUGGCCGCUGUGGAUCUCUCCUCGACAAGUGAUGGUUGUACCCGUGGGACCAACCUGUGAGGAGUACGCUGAGAAAGUCAAGCAGGAAUUCCACAACAGCGGCUUCAUGACUGACGUGGAUCUGGACCCCGGCUGCACUCUGAACAAAAAGAUCAGAAAUGCACAGUUGGCACAGUACAACUUCAUCCUGGUCGUGGGAGAGAAGGAGAAGACGAGCAACACUGUGAACGUUCGCACCCGGGACAACAAAGUCCACGGUGAGCGCAGUGUGGAGGAGUGCAUCGAGCGUCUCAAACAGCUCAAGACCACCAGGAGUCGGAACGCCGAGGAGGAAUUCUGAGCUUUCUCAACAGUACCUCUAUUCUCCUGAAAGAUAGUUUUGUUUCUUUGAAGUGGGGUUGUAUGAGGUCCUUAUUCAUAGUCGGUGCGUUACUGUACGAUGGAUCACAGCUUGAAGAGGCAGAGAGGACUGCUGGUGGGAAAACUAAGGAGUGUACUGCUGUGCAUGAGGUCAGCAGCUAAAUGUAUGAUGUUUACCUAAAAAUGCUGUUUAUUAUAUAACCUCAAUGCUUUACCUUGCCGUCAGUCCUUUUCAAUAGCACUGCAUUUUCUCAAUUGUAGAGCUUCUGUGCAAGAUACUCAUGCACUAUAUUUCAGAGGUGUAAUACAGAGCACGGCCCGAUGUGUAAGGACACGGAAAAUAUGGUUGAGAAAAUAUAGUACCAAAGGAAAGGGCUUUUUGACGGCAAGGUCACGUAGUGAGAAUAUUCUAAAAAUAGCAUAAACUCAUACAGAUAUUGAUUUUUCAUCUUGUUAGGUGGCUGAAAUGCAUUUCACUGCUGACCUCAUUCACAGCGGUACGCUGCUUAGCAUUCUCUGCCUGCUUCUGCAGACUGAUCCACUGUAGGUAGCACACCGACUAUAGGUGAGUGCCUCAUUUAGCCCCACAACAGAGAUCCAAACGAUUCCUUCAACAGGGCUACAUGGUCAAAAUUCAGUUUUUUAUAGGGGGGUACAACUGCCUUUAAAUGUUGCCUCCUCGUCUGUACUUGUCAAAGAAAUCACAUUUUUCUGCUGCGACUGUCUUCCUGGUGUCUUCCGUUGCCUGUUUGUAUCACUGUUAUCAAAUCACGGGAUUUAUGUACUCCAUGCAAUGAAGUUUAAUUCUGCUUAUACUGAAAUCCAGCUAGUAGGACUGUAAUGUGAUCGGGUUUUUGAAGAGCUUUACAGAACACCCGUGUAAAUAAAAAGUGCACCGUAAACUUCUCUUGAACCCUUUUGCAUAUGUAAUGAACUGAUCUGAACGGAGGGGUUUGUACCACUGUCUUAACAGUUUGUAUCAGUCACUCAUUAUUGCUUCAGGGAAUUGUACAUGAGUUACAAUUUUGAUAAUUAAACAGUCUAUUCUUUA